CGAGCGAUGAUUCGCGGAGCACAACUGUAUGCCGUCCGAUGGAUCGCAUCCACGGCUGUCAGCGCACCGGCCGACAUCGACAAACUCUGCGCGGCAGUCCCCGACGACUUGGCGACAUUGAUCCGCAAGCAUGCCGACAUCUUUCCGGACGACCUACCGCCAAGAUUGCCACCCGAGCGAGACCACGACCAUAAAAUCCAGUCGGAGCCCGGCGCGCAACCAACGGUUCGAACACAGUGGAGGCUGACUCAGCCAGAGCUGGAUGAACUUCGACGCCAGCUGGAUUACCUGCUCGAGAAAGGUUUCGAUCGCCCCAGUACUUCAUUGUUCGCAGCUCCGAUACUGUUCACCCCGAAGAAAGAUGGCGGUCUACGAAUGUGCAUUGACUACCGCGCCUUGAACCGGGUUACCAUCAAGUCUCGCUAUCCUAUUCCGCGUGCCGACGAACUCAUCGACCAACUUCGUGGGGCAAAGUUCUUUUCGAAAAUUGACCUGCGAGGCGGUUACCACCAGAUCCGUGUCAACGAAGCUGACUGCUACAAGACGGCGUUCCGAACCCGAUACGGGAGUUACGAGUACACGGUCAUGCCUUUUGGCUUAACCAACGCGCCUUCAACAUUCCAGUUAACCAUGAACGAAUUUUUUCGGCCGCUGCUGGAUAAAUGCGUCAUUGUGUACCUCGACGACAUCCUGAUAUACAGCACUACCCGGGAAGCACAUUUGAGGGAUUUGGAAGCAGUCUUCGCUCUCCUGCAGCAGCAUCGACUCAUCACCAAGGGUUCUAAGUGUGAGUUUCAGAAACAAGAACUGGAGUUUUUGGGACACGUUAUUUCCAUCGACGGUGUUAAAAUUGACCCGAAAAAAAUCGCGACCAUACAAGCCUGGAAGUCGCCGGCUAAUCUCCGCGAACUUCAAAGUUUCCUGGGGUUUGUGAAUUACGUUCGCCGAUUCAUCCCGAACAUGGCAAGUUUUAUGAGUGGGGGAGAGCAGCAGGCUGCGUUCGACCAACUCAAACUUUUCCUGACAACACCUCCGGUUCUUCGCAUUGCAGAUCCUCACCGUCCGUUCGAACUCAUCACCGACGCUAGCGACCUGGCUGUUGGCACAGUACUGUUACAGGACUUCGGCGAAGGCCUUCAACCCAUCGCCUACGAGUCACGAAAGCUGAAUCCGGCCGAGCGAAAUUAUCCCGUCCACGACAAGGAGUUACUCGCCAUCGUUCACGCGUUCAAGGUUUGGCGCUGCUACCUGACGGGCGCUGAUGUGACAGUCCGAACAGACCACAAAUCGCUACAGUUCAUCCGCGCCCAACUGACACUCAACCCCCGACAGAUUCGCUUGCUCGAUUAUCUCGAGUCGAAUUUCCACUACAGAGUCACCUACAAACGAGGGGCCAGCAACAUCGCCGACGCACUGACCCGCCCUUCAGUACAUACCGCCGCUGUCCUAAUCACCCUAACAAAUCCGCUGCUAACUGGACUAUUUACCCACGGAUACAGGGGCUUAUUACCUAAAAUCUGGUACCAAUCGGAUUUGGUUCCCGCUUACUGUACCCUAGGUGAGCUACUGAUACAGGAGGCACACGACUCGAAUUUCUCGGGUCACUACGGCAUCGACAAAACGGCCAAACUACUGAGCCGUAAUUAUUACUGGCCCGAUUUGCCGACGGACGUGCAGCAGUACGUCACCUCCUGCGCCACGUGUCAACGCAUGAAGUCGUCACGACUUCGACCCGCGGGAUUACUGCAGCUGCUCGAGCCACCCAGCCGACCCUGGCAACAAGUGACGAUGGAUUUCGUCACUGGCCUGCCAGCUGGUCCAAGCGGUAAUGACGCGAUUCUCGUCGUCGUUGACCGUUUGACCAAAAUGGCACACUUCGCCGCCUGCAAGACGACAAUCACUGCCGAGCAGACAGCGAAGCUGUUUCUCACGAACAUCGUGCGGCUAUACAGCAUCCCUUCGGCAAUCAUCAGCGAUCGCGACCCUCGGUUCACGUCCAAUUUCUGGACAAAAACCUGGCAGCAGUACGGCACACGUCUACAUCUGCCCACGGCAUACCACCCGCAAUCGGACGGCCAGACUGGGCGCACCAAUCAGACGAUGGAGCAGCUGAUUCGUACAACUUGCACAGACCCGGCCCAGUGGGAAGAUUCUCUUCCAUUGGAGUUUGCGUACAACAACGCCCCAUCAGCCACGACUACUCUCCCCGUUCUUCCUUAAUUACGGGAUAGACCCGACAACCCCUCUA
Messenger RNA from Closterium sp. NIES-67, 2248 nucleotides. The record is from the annotation of a GenBank genome assembly. NCBI's taxonomy places the organism in Eukaryota, Viridiplantae, Streptophyta, Zygnematophyceae, Desmidiales, Closteriaceae.